AUGGCCGAGUCUCAUUUCCGUUUCCCCCUCUUCACCGGGUACGUACUGAGCAGACUAAAUAAUCGGGAUUGCCCUUGCAUGGACACCGCUACUCUGGUCGGUUAUUAUGAAGUAAGUGCACGAGCACGGUUACCGGCCAACUCCAAGUGCUGCCGAAUUGCCUCAUACCGACGGUGUGGUUCAGGGCUUGAUCGACCUGACGCCCCAGUGAGGCUGAUAGUCUAUCAGCUAGUGGUGUGGAUCAGUCGUAUAAGAGUGGGACGGUCUGCCUUUAACCUCGAGGCACUGCAGAUGCCAGUGCCUAAAAGUAAGGACAUUAUGACAGGCCCGUCUCUUGAUCGUUUGGGCGCUGUCCGCCUGACCGAUAUUGGGCCCAAGGGGGCCGUGCAGAGACGGCCAGUUCAGUCUGUACGGAGUUCGCAGCGUUCCCACAAGCCUUCUGAGAUCACACGCCUACCCAUAUCCGACGUUCCAAGAGUCGCUGGUAGUACAUGCCGACUGGCAGGUACUAUUGGGACGGAUGCUUUCCUCGGGUUUCACAGCGUGGUGAUGCUCCAAGAGUGUGAAACAAACUCCCUGCGCGCUAGAAGGGAGAAAUCAGCAAAGCAGACUACCAAGGCGAAACUGAUGCUAGUGCGACUCAAUGCUUACAGAUACGGGAUCGUCGAGACUGAGUUUGACAAGCCAUGGGAGGACUCCGAAGCUAGUUACUGA
Aspergillus niger is the source of this 714-nucleotide messenger RNA. RefSeq lists its product as hypothetical. The transcript is spliced from 6 exons. Lineage: Eukaryota; Fungi; Ascomycota; Eurotiomycetes; Eurotiales; Aspergillaceae. The record is from RefSeq and is a predicted model, not a curated record. Bases 1 to 714 code for a protein of 237 amino acids.